Molecule: messenger RNA, 1230 nt
Organism: Lachancea meyersii CBS 8951
Lineage: Eukaryota; Fungi; Ascomycota; Saccharomycetes; Saccharomycetales; Saccharomycetaceae
Source: the annotation of a GenBank genome assembly
AUGGCACAGUUAGAGCGAGAACCUUUACUGGCAAGAUCGGACAGAAUGCUUAACUCAGGCAAAAAUUCGUCGAGUUCUGAGAUUUCACCAGGUCGUAAUGAGAACUCGGGGAGCGCCAAAGGCGCCAAAGUCGGCGCUCAGAGGACAUCCAGGACUGCUCAAAAGCUUAAGCUUCUGCCAGAGGAGCCCUUCAACAGUCCCGAAGAUGAAUAUUUAGGCGCCACUGACAGAGAUGUGUAUUCUCAGGUCAACAGAAUCACAGACACACCUGCUCGGCGAGAUGCAGAAAAACUGGGAAAGGGCCAGCGACAUUUACUUCCAAGAGUAAGCGGAUACUGUACUGCGAGCUCCUACAACAUGAGAGAGAUAAUACGAUGGCUCAAAGACUGUAAAAAGCUACACCACACGCAUCCUAAGCUUUUCGAUGAGUGUCUGUUUACACCCUUCAUUUACACAGACUGGAGAGGAGAUAAAAGGUUUGCCGACGAAGAUGUUAUACGAUUGGACGACCAGGGGGGAGAAAUAAAUGUUAGCGACAAGCAGCCGGAUCUGUUUAUUUUCGAGUAUGGAGUCAUUGUAAUGUGGGGGUUUACAGAGCGAGAAGAAAAGGCCUUCUUGAACGAUAUUGAGAAAUUUGAGAAGGAGAAACUUGCCGAAGAAGAUGUUCAAAUUGAAGAGUUCAACUAUUACAUUACACAAAGCUACCAGCCCAGAAUUUACAAUGACUUUAUUACGUUGAGAGACGGAUCAAACUACAUGAUCAAACUUUCCAUCUCGCACGCCAUCGCACAGAGUGUCAAAAUCUCACUAUUCGAGGAACUGGUGGACAAUACAAUUGAAGAUACUCAAGACAUCCCUCAACAAAUAGCAUCCAGCGGUAAAGUAUCGAUGAGCAAAGAGGAUAUCAUGAAAAGCAUUGGGGAGCUGUUUAUUCUGCGAAUCAACAUCAACCUGCAUGGAUCAGUUCUAGACUCACCGGAAAUUAUGUGGUCGGAGCCCCAACUGGAACCUAUUUACCAUGCCACCAGAGGGUAUUUGGAAAUCAAUCAGAGAGUUGCCCUCUUAAACCAAAGGCUUGAAGUCAUAUCAGAUCUGCUGCAAAUGCUCAAAGAGCAACUUGGACACUCCCAUGAGGAAUACUUGGAAUUUAUCAUUAUCGUCUUGGUCGGAGUCGAAGUUUUGGUAUCUCUUGUGAACAUUAUUGUGGACCUUCUGUCCGACGCCAAAUAG